CAAGUCUCAAUUUCAAUGUGUUUCUCUCUUGUAACCUGGGAACCUGAAUUAUUUUUCUGAACAGGAAUAUAUACAAUCCCCUUUUCUUUCUUCCUUUGUUGUUGUCCUUGAGGAGGAGCCAUGGGAAAGUCCAACCUUCCCACCGUUUCUCAAAGUGAGGAUGACGCUGAAGAAAAUGAUGACAUGGGGAUUGCUGAAAUUGCACCAAAGCUAUUGUUUUGUUCGUCUAUUUCUCUCACAGCUGAAGAGAUGCAAUGCUUAAGCAUGGGGGGCAAUGAAGAUCAGAGUAGAGGAGAGGACAGAAAAGCUUUGAGUAGGGAGGCCAUUGAGGAGAAGAAAACUUGUGAAGAAACAACCUCAGAGGCCAAUAAUUUCUGUAUCUUGCCGACUCCAGCAGAUGGAAAAAGUCAUUCUCAGUGGCAUGGAUUCCUUAAGAAGCUGAAGAAAGGGCAAGCAAUGAGCUUGCAUACAUUUCAUCCCAGCAUACCAGCUCUUCCCUCCAUGAAGAAGACUCCCAAGAAAAGAACAAGGAAGAGUUUGCCCGCUCUGCCUGCUGAAAUGGAUGCAAAUCAUUUAGUACCGUCAUACUUUGAGACUUCUUGGAAAAAUUUCUCCCUUUCUGAGCUACAGAAAAUCACUGACAACUUUAGUCCUGAAAAUUUGAUUGGGGAGGGAGGUUAUUCAGAAGUAUACAAGGGACACUUGGAUGAUGAGCGGCUAGUAGCAGUUAAGAGACUGAUAAGAGGAAGUCCUGAGGAGAUGACAGCAGACUACUUAUCUGAGCUCGGAAUUUUGGUACAUGUGAAGCAUCCCAACAUUGCAAGUGUUAUUGGUUAUGGAGUUGAAGGAGGGAUGCAUCUUGUCCUACCGCUGUCUCCUAAUGGGAGCUUAGCAACUUUGCUCAAUGACCACAAGGAAAAGCUACUUUGGGAAAGUAGAUACAACAUCGCUUUGGGCACUGCAGAGGGUCUGUCUUAUCUUCAUGAAGGGUGUCAGCGAAGAAUUAUCCAUCGAGAUAUCAAGGCUGCUAAUAUUUUGUUGUCACAAGAUUUUGAGCCUCAGAUAUCCGAUUUUGGGCUCGCAAAAUGGCUCCCUGACCAAUGGACUCACCUCACUGUAUCUCAAUUUGAAGGCACAUUUGGAUACCUACCCCCCGAACUCUUCAUGCAUGGAAUUGUUGACGAGAAAACUGAUGUCUAUGCUUAUGGGGUGCUGCUGCUGGAGAUAAUUACAGGCCGCCCUGCUUUGGAUCAAUCCCAUAAUAGUGUAGUGAUGUGGGCCAAGCCUCAUCUGCUCAAAAGAAAUAUUGCCGAGUUGGCUGAUCCAGCAUUUGGGGGAGUGUAUAACAUGGAAGAGAUGAGUCGCAUGGCUAUGGCUGCUUCUUUGUGUAUACAGCAGUCUUCCGCAGAUAGACCUCCAAUGAGCAAGGUCCUGAAAAUGUUAAGAGGAGAAGAGGACACGUUGCAGAUGAAUUCAAAGUUCCAAAAGCGACAUGCUCUUGGGAGGGGAAAUGCGAUGGACGUACUCAACGAACACCUGCUACUUGAUGAACCAUCAAGUUCAACAGAUGAUGCUGCUUAGAUAUAACAGUCACAGACACUGAACCAAACAUUGACCGGUCUCGAGGAUUUCAUUU
Cuscuta epithymum is the source of this 1636-nucleotide messenger RNA. NCBI's taxonomy places the organism in Eukaryota, Viridiplantae, Streptophyta, Magnoliopsida, Solanales, Convolvulaceae. The record is from the annotation of a GenBank genome assembly.